AUGAAGACUCCUUUUAGUCCUUCUCAGCUCAUGGAGAGGGAGCAGAUCUUUGGCUUUGGAGGGAUGUGUCAAGAGCUGAUGGACCCCCCAACAUCAACAACCAUCAGUCUCUCCGUCCAGCAGACUCCAUCCCCAGGUCAGGGCGGGGCCUUCUCGCUGUGUGAGGUGUGUAACCUGCAGCUUACCACUGACGCUCAGGCCCAACUGCACUACAAUGGCAGGUCUCACCUCCGGAGAGUGAGACAGCUCGAGGCUAGGGAGACAGGAGCAGGGACUCAGUCUAGGUCCCUCCUCCAGGCCACAGGGCUCAGCUCCCAGCCUGCUGGACUAACUCUGACACCAGGCUUCAGUUCAUGCCUAAGCGCUCCAUCAAGCACAGCUGCAGGAAGUGGGUGUGGUGCAGUAGGCGGGGCGUUGCCGCGGUUGAUAGGCGGCACUGGUCCCUCUAUGAUGAUGAAACCAUUCAUGUCGUUUCCUGUCGAGACGACGUCGCCAGUCGGACUGUUCCCAAACUUUAACACGAUGGACCCGGUGCAGAAGGCCGUCAUCAACCACACUUUUGGCGUUACCUUGGUACCCAAGAAGAAACACGUUGUCUCAUGCACCGUGUGCCAGCUGAGGUUCAACUCUGAUUCUCAGUCAGAAGCUCAUUACAGAGGCAGUCGUCACGCCAAGAAGGUCAAGUCUAAGGAGAACAAGACCAAGGCCAAGCUGUCAAUCACCAAUGGGAAGAGAACGAGUCCUGUUCGCCCCGCCCCUCCUGUCUCAGCUAACAGCAGCAGCAGUAAGCACACAGAUCAGUUAUCUAGCCUCACCACCUCCAAUCCUGCCAAACCCUUCAUCCUCCCCUCCUCCUCCCCUCUCUCCUCCACCUCCCCCUCCUCUAGCAGACCAGGCAGCGAGCCUCCUCCCUCCAGUCCUCCCACCGCUCUCCCCGCCCUGGGCCUCUUCUCUUCUUCCAAAGCUUCUACGCCUCCCCCUCCUCCAGCUUAUGUCACCUCCUCUUCAUCCCCUGCUACUCCUACUCCUUCCCAGGAUGCUCCUCUGUCAAUGGAGUCAGAGGAGGAGAAGGCGAAGAAGCUGCUGUACUGCUCUCUGUGUAAAGUUGCCGUCAACUCUCUGUCUCAGCUGGAGGCUCAUAAUGCAGGUUCAAAGCACAAGACGAUGAUGGAGGCUCGGAGCGGUGCGGGGCCAAUCAAGGCCUACCCUCGAGCCGGAGCCAAGCUGAAGAACGGCAGCAGCUCCCCACUGAAGGGCUCCGGGCUGCAGAACAAAACCUUCCACUGCCAGAUUUGUGACGUCCAUGUCAACUCUGAGAUCCAACUCAAACAGCACAUCUCCAGCAGGAGACACAAGGACAGAGUGGCUGGAAAACCCAGCAAACCCAAAUACAGCCCAUAUAACAAGCAGCAGCGCAGCACACUCACUUCCUCUCCUUGUCUCCUUUCCUCUUCUCCUCAGAAUGAGUUGGUGAAGCCCUCCUUCUUCUCACCUCCAUUUGCUCAUCCGCCCUCCUCCCUCACCUCCACCCUCUCCCUCCCUCCCUCCUCUUUCUCCUCCCCUCCCCUAUUCCCUCCUCCUGCCUCACCCCUCCCUCCUCCCAUCUCUCUCCAUCCUCGCCAUGCAACCUCUUCGUCUCUCUUCGCCGCCUCCUUCCUGCGUCCGGCUCCUGGACCAAUCAGAGCGAGCCAAGGAUCGUUCUGCUUCGCACCCUACUGAGUUCAUUGUAGGCGAUGGAGAGGCGAACUCACAACCUUUGACCUCUGACCUCCAGUUUGUUGAAGUGAGAAAGGAGACCAGAAGAGACAUCAGUUCUGCCAUCGUGGCUGCAGGGAUUCAAACCUGCAACCUUCUCACCUGACUGAGGCUUCAAAAGGAGACUUUAGAGGACAGAGCCUCCUCCUUCUGUCUGGUUCUUCUUUUUGGGUCGGAAACUUCACAGCUGAUCCGACAGCAACCUGUGAGGAUUUUAUAAACCAGAACAGAAGAGAGGCUGAAAGGUUUCCACACAUUCUCGAAAACCUGGCAUUUGUUUAACACAGUUAGAUGGAAAAGUCUUGUAAAAAUGACAGAAUUGCCCCAAAAAAAACCCCACAAUAAGUUGUCCGGGAAAAUAAAUCAGUUUUUUUGCCGUCCUCAUUUGUUAUUUUGAUGCUCCAGAUUCACCUGAUUCAAAACCAAUCCAACUCAGAGAGAAAUAAGUGAAACACUCAACCUGUGCAUGGAAACUAGAGAAUAUUUAUAUUUUUCUUUCUUUGACAUUUUUACCAAAAAAGAACCCCUAAGUACCUCGUCGAUUAUGACAAAUGACUCUUUGUGUCUGAAUCUACAGAAAAUAACGAUGUAGUUUAUUUUUUAAUGUAUUUUGGUUUGACUGAAGUAACAAGAAUCAGAACCAGGAUGUGUGAAGAGCCAGAAUCGACAAGCAGAGUCAAAAAAAAUAUAAAAGAUGCAGAAGCUUACCAGCGAAAACCUGAUGUCAGACGUCCUCCGUCAGGAACAAAAACUACUGCAGAUGUCUUCAUGUCAUCAACACUGGACGAUGAUGUCACGGUUGUCCUACAUUUAGACGUCCCGGCCGUUAUAUCUGAUGUCCACACUUCUGCCUGUACCUGCUGUCGUCUCCACUGCCUGUGUGUUACAGGCUCAUUCUGCACUCUGGACCCGGCUACUUCCUGGUUUUACAGUGAAAACGGCCUUUUGUCCUGACUGUUGCCUGGUGUGAAGUCUUCACCUUCCUGCUGUUACUGAAUAAGACCAGAACUUUCUGGAGUAACUUUUACUGUAACUUUUAUCAUAAGUGUCAGAGGAAAGACUUUUAACACAUCACUGGAACAUUUUACAACCUGAAUGAACAUUUCCAUAAAUAAGCUUAGUCACCAUGAGGAAAAAGAACAUUUAAACAUUUCUCUGGUUGCUUUUCCUUUGUGCUCUAAUAAUUUAUUUUGCAGUGUAUGUUGUAAAUAUUUACCCAAAGCUUUUUCACGACUUUCAAACAACCGUCCAACACUUCCUCUCGUGCCACCCUCAGGAUACACAUCACACUUUUAGUUCUGCUAUUAGUAAGGCUCUGAGACAGUUUCAUGGUUAUCAUGUUAUGUGUGACAAAAUAAUCUCGACUGAAACAUCCACUUAGAAGCUUUAUUCUGAGUUUAUCAACGGUUCACUCUCUUGUGGCUGAGGUAUAUUUGGUUUAUAUAUGAAGACAUUUAAAACUAGAUAUAAUUGUCCAGAUGCAUGUAUUUUUACACUCACAAUCAAAUGAAUCCACAAUAAUUGAUCAAAGAUAAUGAAAAAUAGAAAUUAGAUAAUGGAAAAUGGAAAAUGAACUCCGUAGUAUUUGGCUGUAAUAAUCUGUUCUGACCUCAGCAUGACCUAAACACUCAAAUACAGUUUGCAGCCAACAGCAAGACUUUAAAAAAUGUGGUAUUGUCACGUCACUUUACCUUACACAGCGCUUUUUGUUUGUUUGUUUUCUUUCUGAUAUAUGAAGUGAUAGGUUUGUCUAAUAUCAUAAUAAUGUAUUUUGUAAAGUUGUAGCCGUUUUGGUUCGGCACACCGUGUAACAGAUUCAUAUGAUGAUGUGAUAAGAUUAUUUUGGCACACAAACUGAUCUUCCAUGCUCAACAUCAGUUUAUUGUUUUGUCCAUUAAUUCCUUAUUGUGCGUGUAGUGAACACUGCAGCCUCCAGGGGGCACUGACAGGACUUUCUAACGUUGGUCUGAAAUUCUCAAAAAAGCUAACAAGCGUCAUUGCUUGCAGCUAGCUUUUUUAAACUUACGUGCAAUACAAUUAAAAUGAUGGUUGUUUGGCAGGCUUGAAGGAGCUUCACAGAACCAGGAGAAACCAUAGAAAACUUAACACGUCAAAGUUAAAGACGAGAUGUAAAAACUCGUCCUCAAUGUUGAUUUCACAGGACGGUGUGUUGCGAGUCCACUUCAGUCUAAAGGCUUUUCUCUGAUUGGCUAUCAGCAUAAAUAAAGGAGAGCCACUUGUUCCGCUCCGCGAUUAGUUCAUUAAAAAUGCAUCUGAGGAUAUUAAGCAAUGAGUGUUGAAGUGUGAUGAAUCUAAUUGGCUGGAGUUAAAGGAUAAGUUCACAUUUUAGUUACAACCAGUAUGGACAGGACCAAUAACUCUUGAAAUGAACAUAUGGGUGUUCAGGCCGUUCCCAACUCGUCAAAUUUGGCAGCUUGGUCAGAGGCCCUUAGCGUCAAACUCCAUGUACCCCUCUAGUGUCCGUUUUGGACGAGCAGGGCUGCCUCUAUUGGAUGAAGUCUUGUCAUGUAGUAUAAAGGUUGACAGUCUGCGUAGGGAGGGGGUCGGAGUCACAGACAGGACUUUCACCCCGGAGACCUCUUUUCAUGUCCUGUGUGAAACCAACUUCUUGUGUGUGUAACUGAUUUAUUUUAACUUGCGUACACAACUUAAGUUACGUAACAAUUGUCCUUAUUUAUCCCAAUAGUAAGAACAGAUAGACCAUCAACUAGCCCCCGUUAGAAUGAUUUUGAGCACCAGGCUCAUCCUUAGACUUAUUUUACCCCAAACCAUGACCUUUUACGGAACCUAACCAAGUAGUACCUAACGUAAAUCAUGUACAUAAUGUAAAGGGGUACCUAGUGCGUUUAAAAGUGACGCCAAGGGGUCCUGACCGAGCAUCCGUUACAAGCACCCGCCUACAAAACAUUUACAGAUGGAGUGCACCAAACUUAGUUAGUUAGUAUUUUUCAAACCAUCAUUUACAAAACAUUUUGGGUUUGAAACAAAGUGCUAAUGAACGUCAAUGAAAAGACACCUAAAGGAACUCUCUGUGGACCCGACUCAAUAAGAAAAGUCAGAAAUAAUAAUUCUAGCGGAACCUUUUGUAGAAUGAAAGUGAUUAUUUUCUAUGGCUUCCAAAUGGUCGAUAUUUCCCUGUCAGUCUUCCUGCCUCCUCCUGAAGAACUUGAAGCAUCUCAGUCUUCCAGUAAUGAACAAAAAACAGUUUUAAGGACAUUGUGUGUGUGUGUGUGUGUGUGUGUGUGUGUUUAUCUAUGCAGUAUUUUGGUCUCAUGGUGCAGUGACUCUUAUCUAUCUCAUCAACAUGCAAACUAUAAAAAGAAGACAAAGUGUCAAAUCAAGCGUUGAUGCUGCUGACUAACUUACAAAAACAAAACUCUAAACUCUUCUACUGAACUUCCUCCUCUGUCCGAUGACGUCAUCAUGAUGCAAUAAUGUACAGAUCAGCUGCCGCUUUUCUAUUCACGCCGCUUCUUUAUCUGCAACACUGAGGCCUUAGAGUCUUGAUAUUUGUCCGAGUUGCAAUACUGGAAUGAAACAAACGGGGAUGCGCCGGGUUAUUUCUAGUUGCCAUGAUAAAAGCUUUUCAUUUUUGUUGAAACUGGUGAAAUGUUUUGCUGAUAACUGAGACUGUAAGUGUGUGAAUGUGUGUUUAUUCUCUCCGUGCUUGGAAUGAACCACCUAAUUGAAUCACUUUGCUUCCAAAAUAAAAACUUGUUUCCAAUAAUCCCAGAGGGCAAACAGUGUUUAAAGGAGCAGUUCACCCAAACUGCUGCACACAGGGCUCCACUCUGAAACAGACAGUAGUUGUUUUUAACACAUGUGAUCACAUCAACCCAUCUUCACCAUUCAAAGCUUUCACUGAUGAUGUUGAUUGGAAACAUGGGGAUUGCUUGAAUUGAACAUGUUGAAAAUAAAACAAGAA
Molecule: messenger RNA, 5701 nt
Organism: Cottoperca gobio
Lineage: Eukaryota; Metazoa; Chordata; Actinopteri; Perciformes; Bovichtidae
Gene: znf385b
Product: zinc finger protein 385B
Exons: 11
Coding region: 1-1719 (572 amino acids)
Cellular component (GO): nucleus
Molecular function (GO): zinc ion binding; nucleic acid binding
Source: RefSeq, a predicted model, not a curated record